UCAUUGCUCUCCACCGGAGGCGUGUAAACCCUAGAAACCGCCUCUCUCUGGCUCUCUCUCUCUCGAAGGGUUCUCUCGAUUUCUUCAAUGUCUUCCGCAGAGGUUGAGUAUAGGUGCUUCGUCGGCGGUCUCGCUUGGGCCACCGACGACCAGUCCCUCGAGAGGGCUUUCAGCCAGUUUGGGGAGAUCCUCGAAUCGAAGGUCAUCAACGAUCGCGAGACCGGGAGGUCCCGCGGGUUCGGCUUCGUUACCUUCGGCAACGAGAAGGCGAUGAGGGACGCGAUCGACGGCAUGAACGGCCAGAACCUCGACGGGAGGAACAUCACCGUCAACGAGGCCCAGUCUCGCUCCGGCGGGGGCGGAGGAGGCGGCGGCGGAUUCAGCCGCGGCGGUGGCGGCGGGUACGGUGGCGGCCGCCGCGAAGGAGGCGGUGGGUACAACCGCGGAGGCGGCGGCUACGGAGGCGGCGGUGGCUACGGAGGCGGCGGGUACGGCGGGAGCCGCGACCGCGGGUACGGAGACGGCGGUUACGGCGGCGGCGGUUACGGCGGCGGCUCCAGGUACUCCAGGGGCGGCGGUGCCUCCGAGGGUAACUGGAGGAACUGAACUGAGUUUGUCGGUGCUGUUUUUAAUUUUUUUCCCAGUUGGCGCAUGUGAUCUGAGCCUAGGUGGGUGUGGUGUCGUGGUCUUAUGGUGUCGUGGUUUCGUCGUCGUGUUCGAGUUCUCUGCUUUUUUGAUCGAUGGUUACUAAGCAACCUGUCCUUUGCGCAUAGAUGUCAAAGCAAAUGGAAGUAUAGUUCUUCGCUCUCAACAA
Molecule: messenger RNA, 814 nt
Organism: Rhodamnia argentea
Lineage: Eukaryota; Viridiplantae; Streptophyta; Magnoliopsida; Myrtales; Myrtaceae
Product: glycine-rich RNA-binding protein
Exons: 2
Coding region: 88-606 (172 amino acids)
Molecular function (GO): mRNA binding
Source: RefSeq, a predicted model, not a curated record